AUGGUAACAAAGGUUGUAGAGGUGAUGAAUUGUAGUAGUAGUUGUUGUGGUGGUGGUAAUGACAAUGGCGAUUAUACUGGUGGUAGUGAAAUGAUGGCAAUACUUGUAAUAACAAUGACAAUGGUGAUGAAGGUGGUGGUCAUGGAAGGGUGGUGGAUGUUGGUGGUGGUUGUGGUUGCUUUUUCUGCCUCAAUUAAUUGGGUGGAAAGGGGAGCACCACUUCCAGUUAGAAGACAAAUUGGAAAUACAUGCUUUGCUGUUGCCGUUGUUGAUGUGACAGCAAGUGCCCGUCAUAUAUAUUAUGGAGAAAAGUUGGUUGCACUGGUGGCACAAGAGAUCCUGGACUGUAUACCAUGGAAUACGAAAAAAGGAGGAUCGGAGAUUAUGGCAUACGAUUACAUUUAUAGGCAUGGGAUCGCAUUGGAGAUGUAUUAUCCAUACAUAGGAGUGAAAGGGAAAUACAAAAAAUCAAGAAAGUUUCAUAGUCCGAGAGUUUCGAUCGAUGGAUAUUGGGAGAUAACAGCCGGAAAUGAGUAUGAGAUGUCAAGAAUUCUCCAAUAUCACCCGAUCACUGUUGCUAUAGCCUGCCAUAGGUCUUUUGAUCUUUAUAAAGGGGGUUUGUACAAGCCACCUCGUUUUUUAUUCGAGCUUGAUAUGGUGAAGUUGAGUGAUGAAUCAAAUCUUGAAGACCAUCCACUUCUGGAAUUUCAUGAGAUUUCUCUUGUAGGCAUAGGGACUUACAAUGGAGAACCCGCCUGGCUGAUAAAAAAUUCCUGGGGGAAGCAAUGGGGUGUAGGUGGCUAUGCAUACGUCUCACGCAACAGAAGCUACGUCGGAGCCUUAGGGAUAAAUUGUUGGCCAUCUUAUCCGAUUAUCGGUGAUCACGAAAGAUAUGAGAAGCCUCGCCUCUAUAAGCCACCUGCUGGGGUUAUAUUCCCGAAGAAGGAUUAA
Messenger RNA from Camellia sinensis, 951 nucleotides. NCBI's taxonomy places the organism in Eukaryota, Viridiplantae, Streptophyta, Magnoliopsida, Ericales, Theaceae. The record is from RefSeq and is a predicted model, not a curated record.